Molecule: messenger RNA, 312 nt
Organism: Cylindrotheca closterium
Lineage: Eukaryota; Bacillariophyta; Bacillariophyceae; Bacillariales; Bacillariaceae
Source: the annotation of a GenBank genome assembly
AUGAAUCGCACACGCCACAACCGAAUCAUCAAGAUCAAAAGAACAAGGGAUGGUUCUAUUCAUAAGCUUCUAAAGCCAAUCCAACCAAGAGUCCGCCUUGUUACCAUUCGCAAACGCAAGCAGCAGCAGGUACUAGCAGCAGCCACCAAUAACGAUGACAGUUUUGCUACCAGGAAGAAGCGUGUCCGUCUCUCGGAAUCUCGAACCAUGAAUCGCAUUGUGCUUCCCUACAAAAGUGCCAAGGACUCCUCUACGGACAAGCAUCUUCUCUUCUUCAAGAAGAAUCCUGCUCUUGCAGAGCUCGGUGCCUAA